AUGAGCCAGAACCAAACCACCCGGACCAAUCGUCGCCUGAAGCAACUUCCAGGCGACGAUUACAACGCUUGGGCAGUCCAAGAUCCUUCCACCAGCGUUGAUAUCUGUCAAGAGCAACCAAUCCACCAGAGAGGAACUCAUGACCGGACGUGGAACCACGCCUACUCCGAAGGCACCCAGGGUGAGUAUCAAACAAAUGAACCGCAAGCAUCAGAGUGUAAAACUGAACCAAUACUUGCCACACCUCAGCACAAAAGUCCGGCGGGCCCAAAAACCCAAGCAGAUCCUGUUCAAGAUAGAGCACACAAGACUGGAAACCCACCCCAUCAAGACGAGGAGAAAGAUGUGGAGAGUGACGACUGGCCAAAUGAAGAUGUCAGUUUUGGAACUCACUUACCUGCACAUAAGAAGCUGAACCGAAGAACCAGGUUUCCAUCACAGGCCGUGACCGCACGAGAAGGCAGUGAAGAAGAAUCAGGCGACAGUUCUUCGGACGAAGAACCGGACCUCAAGCCUGUUCCAGUCACCAUGGGCAGUAGUCAGUCCUUUAAGAUCGAGGUGGCCAAGGAGCAGUACAGUCUCAUUCAGAACUUCUACACUGUGACGAAGGAAAAUAUGGAAGGUGUACUUGCCUCUAGUGACCCCGCUCUCAUUGGCAAAGAGAUCAACCUUAUGACCUCUACCUUGAAAGCCAUUCAACAAUCUGUCCGCUCCAAAGAAAAGAAACUUAACGCCGCUAUCAACGCCAAGCACCCAGAGGUCACCAUCAUAGAAAGGGCAAUGUCCCCACUUAUCCUGAAGCCCAAACAUCCGGAUACUGUUCCAGCAUUGACUGCAGGAGGGGAGGACCAAGCCCCAGGAAAACCUACUCAGGAGGCUGAGGAAGGUGUUGUGUUGAAGGGCGAUGUCGAAACUCAUUUGAGAAUUGUCGAUUCAGCAGCAGGAAAUCACAAUACAGACGGGAAUGGAGAGGCGGAAGUGGAAACACAGCCAGGCGAACGCCUUGCGGCUGAUGUGGAGGGGGCAGGGGCAGGACCGGAACGCCCUGUGGCGCAGAAGAAGCGGGCGGUGAAUGUUAGACACGCACCAACCACCACCAAGCCUCCACCUUCGAAGCGCAACCCUGCGGCCGGCAAAUUCAAAAGCGCAGAAUUUGUUGAUGACAAAGACAUGCCCAGCCAUGCGAGGAAUGCGACAACGAGCCUCACCAACCCGCCACCAGCUCCUCAGGCAGCUAAUCCGCCAACCGACUCUCAUGCUCAAGGCAGGACCACCGCGGCUACACAGCAGCCACGUACCGGACCUCCCACCGCGUCCACGUCUGCUGCCCAGUCUGCUGAACCCCUUGGGGAAGUCGUGGUACCUACGGAAAAGAAGAAGGCACGAGGGAAGAAAGGGCAAGAGGAGGAAAGGCCAGCGUUUAGGCUUGAGGUGAACAAAAACCACAAGUUUCACAAGGCCAAGAUUUACCUAGGCAAUUUGUUGAUGAAUAAGACUCCCAAAGAAACCCAGCGUAUCCUGGCCUUUGAGGAUCAAAUGCCCACUGGUCAGUACCAAUGGGGCGAGGUUCUCAGCUACCCGGUGCGCACCAUCCUGCAUGAAUGGUCCUACGACGAAGCCACCGAAGCUGGCAGGGCCAAUGCGGACGACCUUCACAAGUUUGUGCUGUUGAUGAAGGACAUGACUGAUGAUGACAAGAUGUCCACUCAAUUGAAAUCAUCGCCCUGCUUGAUGCAAAUUCAUCAGGCUGACCCGAUAUGGCGCCCUGAGAAUAUCAACUGGGCCCUUUGGGGUACUGAUGCCGAACUCCUGAAGGACCUCAAUGGUGGAUUUCAAGGAUUAUUUACAUGUCUUCAAGAAAGUUUGGAUCAUAUCACGCUAGACACUGAUCACCACGAAAUCACCAUUGUAACUGAAGGCGAAGAUUCCGUCCACGAAGACUUUGUGGAGCUUUCGAAAAGCAUGGCUUGGCUCUUCCGCGGAGCGAUGGUAUCUAAUCGGCCUGAAGUAGAUGGGAAGAAGAGUAGCACACGAAACCCGCAUCGCGGUCUAGCUUGGCUGAAACGCAAGUUUUUCUUAGUCCUUGUUGGGGUCCUGAUGGUAUACGAGGCCAAACAGCAAGAUCUUCGACUCGAACGCGCCAAAGAGAGCCGAAUGCCUCAAGCCGCCAUCACAAAGCUGAAGGCGCAGCUCAAAGACAACAGUUGCAUCAAGCAAUUUGUCCGAGAGCAGGUCAAGGUCAAGCGGCUUGCCAUCAAGGGCGACGCGCCAUCAGCUAUUGAAGGCGACGGCGCACCUACGGAACGAGAUCAUACUCGCGCGCUCUCUGAAUUCCGACGCAGUGUCAUGCAACAUAUGGCCGUCUUCUUGGCUUUCGGAACUGCCGGGUUGUUCCAUGUCUGGCCAGGAAGUCAUGAUCAAAAUGGUGUCUUCAAGACGGAGGUCAACUGGCCAACGAUGACGGACUUAUUCCGAGAUCAAUUCGAUGCCACCAAGCUGGCUCAUGUGCUCACCCUUGACAUGCAAUGCGAGAUCUGCCUGCCAGGUCAGAGCCGAUCCUUGACAGGCGCUAUUGCACCCCCGGUUAAGGACAAGGACAAGGCCAAACAGCUACUCAGACCUUCACAGGUUCAGUUUUGCAAGAUGUUUGGCCCCACCGAAGGCGACUUACAUCCAGUUUCCAAACGAGGUGAAGGCCUCCACCCGGAGAAGCAAGCUUCCAAGGACAACCCCUCGACUUCGACUUUCACCCCUCAAGAUAAAUCAGCUCCUCAGCAAACUCAAGUUCAAUCCAAGGGUGCAGGAGGUGCGGAGAAGCGUGCUAGUACGUCUUGGGCACCAGUGGUUAAGAAGAAGCGUAAGUUGGUUAAUGCUACGAGUGAAAAGGCUGGAAACAGUGCCACGGGGCCAUCUCAGGACACCCAAGCGAGCCAACAAGGUGCUUGA
Messenger RNA from Melampsora larici-populina 98AG31, 2946 nucleotides. RefSeq lists its product as uncharacterized. Bases 1 to 2946 code for a protein of 981 amino acids. The transcript has 16 exons. The record is from RefSeq and is a predicted model, not a curated record. NCBI's taxonomy places the organism in Eukaryota, Fungi, Basidiomycota, Pucciniomycetes, Pucciniales, Melampsoraceae.